CACUCUCCCACUAUUCCCAACACACCACGUUAUUCAAUUUUCCUUUUCUUCACAAUUUUUUUUCUCUCUUUUUCUCUUCCUCCCAUUUCCCUAAAAUGGAGAAUCCUUCUCCUACAUUCUCCCUUUUCCCAAUUUUGGGUUUCAUUUUGUUUUUUCUUGCUAGCUUUGUUUGUCAAGCACAAGCUAGAGCUUUUUUCGUCUUCGGAGACUCUCUUGUCGACAAUGGAAAUAACAACUACUUGCUCACCACCGCCCGAGCCGAUAACUACCCAUACGGCAUUGACUACCCGACUCGUCGGCCCACCGGACGUUUCUCCAAUGGCCUCAACAUACCUGAUCUAAUCAGUGAGGCAAUGGGAUCUCCAUCUACAUUGCCUUAUUUGAGCCCUCAACUUAGAGGAGAGAACCUUUUGGUUGGUGCUAACUUUGCCUCUGCUGGAAUUGGGAUUCUCAAUGACACUGGAAUUCAGUUCUUGAACAUAAUAAGAAUCAGACAGCAAUUGGAGUAUUUCAGGCAAUACCAAGCGAGAGUGAGUGCACUCAUUGGAGAAGAAGAAACAGUAAGGCUAGUGAAUGAAGCUUUGGUUCUCAUAACACUGGGAGGAAAUGACUUCGUAAACAACUAUUAUUUGGUCCCGGUCUCAGCUCGCUCUCGCCAAUUUACUCUCCCUGAUUAUGUUGUUUAUAUCAUCUCCGAGUAUCGCAAAGUCCUAGCGAGCCUGUAUGAGUUCGGAGCGAGACGGGUGCUGGUGACCGGAACCGGGCCACUAGGGUGCGUGCCAGCGGAGUUGGCCAUGAGGGGAAGAAAUGGUGAAUGCUCGGCUGAGCUGCAACGAGCUGCCGCCUUGUUCAACCCACAGCUUGCCCAAAUAAUCAAUUCUCUCAACGAAGAAAUUGGUUCCCAUGUCUUCAUUGCUGUUAAUACACAAAUGAUGCAUAUGGAUUUCGUCAGUAAUCCUCAAGCCUAUGGGUUUAUAACAUCAAAGGUGGCAUGUUGUGGACAAGGGCCAUUCAAUGGAAUAGGAUUAUGCACUCCAGCCUCAAACUUAUGCCGUAACAGAAAUGUGUAUGCAUUUUGGGAUCCAUUCCAUCCUUCAGAGAGAGCCAAUAGAAUAAUUGUUCAACAAAUCCUCACAGGCACUCAAGAGUAUAUGCAUCCAAUGAACCUCAGCACCAUUUUGGCUAUGGACUCAAGGACCUAAAAUCACACAUUACUUUAUUAUUAUUGUCAUUAUUAUUAUUAUUUGGCCUUCUGUUUGGCUCUGCUCAUAUGCCUUCUUCUUUAUCCAACAUUUAUAUAUACUUUAUUGAAGUUGAGUUGUUCUUGAGUUGGUUUACCAUUGGGGUUCAAAAAUUAUCUAAGUGUUGAGAUAAUUAGUUGAAGUUUUUUCCCUAUUGUUUUUCUUGUGAUGUGGGGGUGGGCUUAGUUAGUUGAUUGUUUGUUUAAUUAGUGAGGAAAUGGUAGAUGUGGAUUAAAAUUAAUCCCCACUCUUGACAUGAAUAAGACUAUUAUUAUUUAUGUUAGUUUCAAUAUCUUAUUUUGUUUA
Molecule: messenger RNA, 1547 nt
Organism: Cucumis sativus (cucumber)
Lineage: Eukaryota; Viridiplantae; Streptophyta; Magnoliopsida; Cucurbitales; Cucurbitaceae
Product: GDSL esterase/lipase At5g33370
Exons: 5
Coding region: 96-1202 (368 amino acids)
Molecular function (GO): hydrolase activity, acting on ester bonds
Source: RefSeq, a predicted model, not a curated record